CAGAUGUGUACACAAUGCUGGAUCAGUGCUUCUGAAUGAAUGAAUGAACAGCAGAAUUAGAAAUGAUGGCUCAGAAAGGUUAAGCAACUUACUCCAGGCCACCCAGCUGUGACGGCGGAGCAGGUUCUCUCGGGUCCCAGCUCUCCUCCUUCCCCCUUGCUCUCCCCCACCCUAACUGACAGAGGGGCCCAGGAAAGACGCACUCCUUCCCUGUCUCGGCAGGGGCUGGGGGGGCCAUGUCCCUCAUCCCCUGGCUGCGGUGGAAUGAAGCCCCCUCCAGGCUGUCCUCCCGGAGGCCCGCCGAGAUGGUGCUGGAGACGCUCAUGAUGGAGCUGGCAGGGCAGAUGCGAGAGGCGGAGAGGCAGCAGUGGGAGCGCGGCAACGCAGUCAGGAAGAUCUGCACCGGGGUCGACUACAGCUGGCUGGCCAGCGCCCCCCGGCCCACCUACGACCUCAGCCCUGGCGAACGGCUACAACUAGAGGACGUCUGUGCCAAGAUCCACCCUUCCUACUGUGGGCCCGCCAUCCUCAGGUUCCGGCAGCUGCUGGCAGAGCAGGAGCCCGAGGUGCAGGAGGUGUCCCAGCUCUUCCGCUCGGUGCUGCAGGAGGUCCUGGAGAGAAUGAAGCAGGAGGAGGAGGCCCACAAGCUGACUCGGCAGUGGAGCCUGCGGCCCCGCGGCCCCCUGGCACUGGCCACCUUCAAGACCCGAGCGCGCAUCUCCCCCUUCACCAGUGACAUCCGGACCAUCUCUGAGGACGUGGAGCGGGACACGCCGCCGCCGCUCCGGACCUGGAGCAUGCCGGAGUUCCGGGCGCCCAAAGAUGACUGAGCCAUUCCCUCCCCUGCCCAGGAGCGGAGCCACCAGCAGGAGGGCAUGAUAGGCCGGUGACUGGUCCCGUGUCCUGGAACCUCCCCCCUUCCUCUGACUCCCAAGAGGUGUUUCCUUCCCAGGACAUUCCGAUAAAAUGAAGGACUCCGUCAGGCAGCACUCCCCCAUCAGCCCUGAGCCCCAAGUUAGGGCUCCGCCAGCAUCCAUCUCCUCCCUGUCCCUCCCACAAAUCAGUGGGAGCAUCCCCUCCCCUGCCUCGCAGAGAUUCAGGAUCUUGGCAGACAAGAUCUACCCCUGGGGAGGGGAAGAGUUUGCCAGGACCUGAGUUCUCACCCCCAGUUCAGGGAUGUCCUAUUCACCCCUUCACCCUGAGUAAGGGGCGCUUGUUGGGUAGUGUGCAUUCUCUGCUGGUGGCUGGUCUCACCGUGGCUCCUAGGUCCUUGCCUCUGGGACAGGCAGGGCUGAAAGGGACCACAAAAGCCAAUAGGUCACUCUCCUCCGCUAGCGAAAUGAACAAACUGAAGCUCAGAGAGGGCAAGAUUCUUUCACCUUAAAUUGCAGCCAGAAUCCCCCAACGGCCGGGAGGUUGUUCUGGGUAGGUAUAGUCUCUGCCCAAGUCCUGGGCUGUGAUGGGACAACUCCAAGGGCUGUCUCCUCCUGCCAGUGAUCUGACACAUCUCUGACCUUGGAAUCGGCAUGGAGGUCUAAGGCAGCUGGGAUCAGAGGUAAGAUGCCCUUGCCUCGCCCCAAGAGAAUCAUCAUUCAGGAUGUGGCC
This is a messenger RNA of Mustela lutreola (European mink), 1605 nucleotides long. RefSeq names its product RD3 regulator of GUCY2D (gene RD3). NCBI's taxonomy places the organism in Eukaryota, Metazoa, Chordata, Mammalia, Carnivora, Mustelidae. The transcript has 3 exons. The record is from RefSeq and is a predicted model, not a curated record. The coding region runs from base 237 to 830 and encodes 197 amino acids.